This is a messenger RNA of Daphnia pulex (common water flea), 9280 nucleotides long. RefSeq lists its product as uncharacterized. The record is from RefSeq and is a predicted model, not a curated record. The transcript has 3 exons. The coding region runs from base 8341 to 8979 and encodes 212 amino acids. Gene Ontology annotation, molecular function: protein dimerization activity. NCBI's taxonomy places the organism in Eukaryota, Metazoa, Arthropoda, Branchiopoda, Diplostraca, Daphniidae.
AGAUUGCUUAAAUUGACGUCAUUUUUUGUUUUUCUUCUUCUGAGCGAGUCGUUCCCAGCGACCCGCAUCGCCAUGAUCAUCAGAUUGUUGAAAAGUACAAGUGUUGGAAAAGAUGUAACCGUUCAUUAAAAGGACUUUGACCGUGGCACACCAUCUGGAUUCUAGCUGGCCAUCUUGCGUCGGGCCAUCAUCCGCGAGUAGUUAAAAGAGUCCCUUUUAAUGCCCAUCAUGUUUCAACACGAGAGAAAAUGGCUGUUACACUUUACUUGACUAGCUUCGCAACUGUUCCGUCCGACGUCCACUCUCACGUCCACCAGAUUCACCCUUUCAAUGGACUCGUUUAAUAUCUUCGUGUUGUCGAACAACAUCCCCCGUGAUGACGUGCAAGAGCUUUAGCGAAAAGGUGCCAAACAUGGAGAAAACUCGUAACACGUAAUACGCCAGCUUUACCGCCAGAAGACCGUCAAGUCGAGUAUCAUUUUAAAUGGUUUAUUUUUUUCCGUCCUUUCUUAAAACACCGUUACUGAAGAGAAACAAGGCCGAGUCUUUGAGGAUUUUAAAGAUCAAAUUUAGUACAUGUUGAUGCUGCUGCCAGCGGAUGAAAGUGCACAGCGCGACACGGUCACUUAACCGGAAAAACUCAUCUGCCGACAACUUUCUAAACGAUUUGCGCCGGGCAACAAAUUAUUCGUCAAUUAUUUUUUCCGAGAGUUUUCCAGCUUUUGAUGUCGUUAUCACCGUGAUAUGAUAUCAAGUGUUAAUUUGAUGCAGUCAAGAGAUCGAGGACAUGGGCGAACAGAAGGCUCAGUGGCUCACAGCAGCAGAUGGAGAUAAACAUCGAUCGCGUCUUUUCCGCCUUUUUUAAAUUUUAUUUUUCAAAAUGAAACACGAAAUUUUUUAAUAACCUCUUGCGUCACACCGUCAUUUCUCCCGAUGUGAUAUACAGCCCAAUUUAUUUUAUAUCACACCUUUCCAAAAGAGACUCUGGGUGUAAGCAUAGAGCCGUAUGUUUUCAUCCGAAUUCCACCAUAAAAAGGAAAAGACUAAUAAUAAUAAAAAGGCAAAAAACAAAAUAUCUCGAUUAUUACAGGUAUGUGUAUACAGUACGCCAUUAGGAGGUGUCUGGUAGGCAGCGGGAAAACAGUUGAUAGCCAAUCGGGAAUAUUUAGGGCUUAAGUGUCUUGAAGUUGGGGGAAGAGAAAAAGUGCUUCUGUGUGUCUGACAUUAUUACAGUACGUGGGACGUACGGAUCAUUUCUUUUUUCGAAUAAUAAUCUGGCCAAGUUCCCUCCCAACUUCACACACGAGCGGCGCUUUUGAUUUUUUCGUUCCGUUUUCCGCUGGCCGAGAAGAGCCGGACGGUAAAUAGUGCAGUCGUUAAUGGCGACUACUACAAGAUAGUGUGGAAUCGGUUGGUUAGUUACGCCCACUCGUAAAAUGAUGGCCGCCUCAACGACUGUGACUUCAGACGGGUUUUUUUUUACGUCACUUUAAACUCAUUUUAUGUGCACGUACUCUGUGCGUUCCCCCCAGGUCCAAUCUGAACGAUCAAUGAAAGGCAAAGUUAAACUAACCGAAUGCGCAUAUAGUGUCCAGUUACCAGUCCCCCAAAAAGAAACCAAACAAACAUGGCAGCCAACAAUAGAAGCCUUGGAAAUGGAUAUUGGUGUUGUUACAUCAUUCCCGGUCACGUCUGAUUGGCCGCGAAUGAAAUCUGGAAGCCUCGGAUUCUUUUUGGGUUGCUCGUUUAAUACGCUUGUCACCAUGGAACCUAUAGCUGAGGAGUAUAAUGUGAUAUGUGUGAAUUAUAAUAUCCACGUGAGAGAGUUGUUUCUCAUUGACCCAGAUUGUUUUUCGUUUUCCAUCUUGUGUAGCAACGAAAGGGAAAACCUCUCCGUCCGUAAUGUGAUUCGUCAGCAGAGGGGGGAGAAGAAAAAGAGAAAGAAAAAGAUGACGACCACAUUAUUUCGGGUCCAUUCUGCAAUCCGUCGCGGUUUUCUUGGGUUUCAGUGGGAGGAAGAGGCGGGAGGGUUGUGUUGAAAUGCGACAGCUCUAAAGAUAAAUGAUGAGCGCGCAUCAUUUUCGGGGGCGGUCAAGGUGGGCGAGCGUGUCGGUAAUAUUUCUUGUACGCCGGUUUAAAUGUUACACGCAUCGCGUCGUAUAUCCAUGCGGACAUAAUCACCCGGCUCCCGAACGACAACUUAAAAAAGAUAAAAAGGCCCGUCGUUCAUGUCCUGCGUAAUAAGUCUUCUUAUGUCUGUGCUCUUCCAACUUGAUGGGCUGAUACUGUUACCCCUUUUGUUGGCCGAGAAGAAAUAAUGUAACGCUCGUCUCGUCACGCAAUUUUGACACGAAACUGGCAAGACCAGCAGCUGUGGCCACCUUCAUCUUUUUUCGUUGGGUGUUCGGGACGAGUACGUAGGCAAAAAAGAGACGAGAUGUAGGAAACUAUUACCGGCUGCUGGAACCGCUUGACGCACUCUUCCUUCCAGCAGCUACACUAGUUAUAGAGUAUAGUACACUCGGCAGGUUCAUUUGCAUUCACAGUUGUCGUUCAUUGUUUUGAAACUUUUUAUUUUUCUCUUCUUUCGUUUAUUUCUUCUUUUGUCUUUUGAUCUGGCUGUUGGCUGUUGCAUCUUGUGCCUUCUGUUGGAAGACACGAAAUCAUCCAAGCUGCUGUUUUGGAGGGAUUCACGGUCGGUCGGACGUCUCUCCUUUACGCGCCGGUUGUGUGGGAGCGACGUCUGUGCACCUUCCGUUUGUUGUGGAAAAAGAAACAAAACACAACCGGUUCUCCUCUGUCUUUUUUUUUCUUCCGCUGACAGAUUGAACCUCCUCCCCCAAAACAACAAAAAAAGAAGUCUGUAGAAUCAAAUUGUCGAAUAAGAAAGAAAGAAAAGGAAAAAUAAAAUAAAAGGCGACCAACUGUCGUUUGGCUCAGCUCCGGUCGCAGAUGGGCAACGAUGUAGUAUUGUAGGGAGAUUAUUCCGGCCAGCAGCGGAGACGAUUUGGAUUUUAUCGCGAUGGGAAUCGGCCAAGAUGGAAUCGUAUACAAUGUGUAAGGCCACAAAAGAAAAAAAAACAAGAACGUAAAAAAAAGAUCACUCUCGGGAAAAGGCAUUUGGUUUUCUGUUGUAAUUUUUUUUAUUUUAUUCUUGUGGAAAAAAAAAACGAUGUGAAAUUGUCAUCUGGCAUCUUGUUGAGAGACGCGCUCUGCAGCUCUCUACAUUGUGUCUAGUUAUCGAAACACACGCCUUGGUGCGGAUGUGUGGCGGAUGUGAUACCGAGGAGUGGGAGGAGGAUCGGAAUGUUGUUGCCGGAGAAAACCGACGUGACACAGUCUCCGUCCAAUUCGGGUCGAAGUCGAAAAGGAAAAGUUUAAUUAGAGCGCCGAUGGAGAGUGAACGCGCCCAGCAGCGCACGAACCUUAAUUCCGGCUACGUAUAGUACAUUUUGCAAUUCAGCCCGAUCAGCUUUCUUUCACCCAAUUGUUCUUCGUCAAGUGCACCUAUACAAUUGCAGUGUAGUCUACCGUAUUUAUUUGGAUCCGAGGAGAGAAAAAGAAACGGACACACACACAGAGAGAAAUAAAGCUAAGGCUCUCUACUAUUUUUUCUUUUUUUUGUUCGUUUCGUUUCUUUUGGGAACAAUUGAAUGUUGACGACGAUGACGGCCAAGCCAUAUGGUGUGGGCUCCACGCUUUGAAAAUGAGAAGAAACAGCCAUACAGACCAAUUGUGCGUGUUGGCUGAACGGUGAACAAGACAUUGCCGACCGCGAUUUCACUUCUGCCGAGCAUAUAAUCCUAUAUAAGGGACUAAACAGCCAAACGUUUUGCGGCCGUCUUAGUAUAACCUGGGCCCCCAAUAGAAUCUCGGGCACACACUUUCCCUUCACGCCGACUGUAUGGGCGACACACACACAACGGCUGUGCGGCCAAAAGAAAAAAGUCUGAAACUUUCUUAAUGAUAGGCUCGAAUAGUGCAAGUCCCGGUCGUGCCAACAACAACUCACGGCUGCGGUUCUUCCCUAUAUACACGAAAGAAAGAAAAUGAUUUCGGUUGUAACCGGCGGCGGCGGCGUGCCAUGUGCUCGACGAAAGAACCGAGGAAAUGAGAAACAACAGCAGACAACACAAGCUAUAGUUGUUAACUUAUUUAAGUAGAUAUUGUGUGGAGUUAUAUAUUUUUUUCUUUCGGGCCGUUUUUCGCAUUGACAAAGUCCGUCCUUGACGCCUCGGCUCUAUCGCAACAAUUCCCACAUCUGUCCGCUGGGGAAGUUCUUAUUUUUAUCUGUUCCAAGUAGAACGAGUUCACUUUUGUUUCCAUUUGAGUGUAUCUCUUCUUCUUCUUUUUCUUUCUUUCUGACAUUUCUAUUCUGCCGACUGUUGGCCGUACGCUAAUGUCGCGGUGGUGGUGGCCGAAUGGACCGGCCACAUGGCCCGCGCUCCCGUCGCAGCAUCUGCUGUUUUCCCAAGGCUCUUCUCGUUCACCUCUCGUCCCAUUACGCGUGUGUGUAUAUGAUUGUACACUCUAAUGAUCGUAUAAUUCGUCCACAAGAAUACUAUGUUGUCUUGUUUUUGUGUUGUUUCGUUUCUAUUUAACGACACCGGGGUCUAUUGCUGGAGGCCGGCCGCUGAAAAACAGCUCAGAGUUGUACCUCGUUCUCUAUCUCUCGCCCACCACUGACACGGUUUUUUUUUCCUCUUCGUUUAUCUCUUAUUGGCUUUAUUAUAACGUAUGUCCUGUCUCUUUUUUUUAGAGGGGGGGGGGGAGGCCUGUUAUCUGGUCGGUCGUUUUCCAAGCGAAUCGCCGAAAUAAUUAAGAGUUUGGGUGUCUCUUUUUUCUUUUAUUUGACGUUUUUCUUUUAUCUAUUUUUUUUUCUCCCCUUUUCUUUUAUUGACUUUGUUUCCAGUUGUUUUUUGAAUUUCUUGCUCUUUCCGAUUCGGACGAGAGCGUCCGGCUGCUAGACUGCUGACAGCAACAGACGGCCAACCGAGCGCUUUGGCCGUCGGGCUGUGGCCGGUCAUCACCACGGUGUGUUGUUUGUCCAUAGUCUAGAUGCGAUUGCGCACCGCAUUGAGAAUGCCAGAGCCAGAGAGUUGGCAGCAGCCGUUGUAUUCGGAAAAAGAUGUUGGAGGGUUGCUGGAGGACAGAGCAGCAGCAGCAGCACAUAGAACAGGUGGUCACUUUCACUCAGACGUCAGAGCGUCACGAGGUCUUUUAUUUCUCAGAGGCGAAGAGAAUGCCAUUGCCAUCCGGACGGGUUCGUCAUGGACGGAACAGAUGUAGACUGGUGUAUAGUAUCACUAUGGGGGCAGCAGCAGCAGCAUUCAUUUGAUAGCAACAGGUAAAAAAAAAAAGAAAAACGUCAAGAAUUCACGGUGCACAAGAUGGGAAAGAUCAAAAGAGAGUCGUCACUUGUUCAACGGGUUCUCUCGUCAAGCCUUUCGGGGGUCUAAAUAAACGGCGAUCAAGCGAAAAGACUCUCGAGUUAGCUCCACUCUUCUGAUGGCCGUGGACCACAAGAAGAAGAAAAAAGGAAAAGGUGAUGAGUGACGGUUUUUAAACGGAGAAAAAAUGAAGUAUCAAAGAAAACGGGCUCUUCCGCCUUUAGUAUUAUUGCACGUUGGUCGCCGAGCGAAGCCGUUUGUCAUUCUCCGCUCGAUGGCCACCCAUUGAACUGUUGGAAUACCCGGGAAUACCCAAUGGCACAUAGCAGAUAAUAGGAGAAAAAAAAGAGCAUAUCUAUAGACUAAUUCUACAUUUUUUUUUUCUUCUUCUUUUUCUUCUUUACUCGGGGAUAUGCGCGAGAUGUAAUUGUACAAAGAGGACCCGGGAGCGCCCAGCGUGAAACCUCCUCGGCCAACUCGCCCGGAAUUCUACGUGUAAAUCAUCCAGGUGGUUAAAGACAGACACACACACAUGGGCGAGGAGAGAGAGAGAAGCGCGCGGACACACGUCGUCCGCCGUGUGAGCUUGUGUGUAUAUAUAUAUACGUGUAGACUCUGGCUGCUGGCCCCAUAUCCCCGCCUGUGUGUGUGUGUGUGUGUCUAUGCAGUCCGUAGAGAGGUGCACAGGUGCUUGAUGUUAAUGUUUUCUUACAAUUAAGUACUUCUCUGGGACCCCCCUCCAUCUCUCUAUUGGAAAGAUAUAGUAGCGUGUGUAUACGGACGAUAAUAUAGUACACGCAUGCGAGGCGACGCUUCACGUUCGUGUGGCGGGAUAACAUUUUUUUUUUUUUUUCUUGCGGCCGCGAAUCCUUCCGCUUUUGUUAGACGCUCCGUGAUGAAUUGUGUGUGUGUUACACACGUACCACCCGUUACGCCAGCCCGCCGCCGGUGGACAUAUCGUGAACUGGUCUACUUGUUCUUGAUUGCUGCAAUUGCUAGUUAGCAUUCACGGCGAAGAGCUGCUGCUGCUUCUGCUGUUGCUGCUGCAGAUGAUGGAAGUAGACAAAUCUCUCUAGUCCCAAUAUAAUUGAAUCUGUCUUUCUCUCUUUUGCUCUCUUCUGUCCGAGCAACACAGCACAGCACACGGCUGUUUUGAUUAGACAAAACGGCCAACAGCCGGUGCUGGGCCUCGAGGUGGGCCAACUCUUUUUCUUUUUUUGAGACUAUUCUGUAGGGCAUUACGGUAGAUUGGAUUGUCAUCGCUUUUUUUUCUCUCUUUUUCUUUCUCUCUCCUGUUUCGUUUGGAAAUGAAACGACUGCGAUACCUAUACACUCUCUUACUCGAGGCAACGGUUGAGAAGUUGUAUAAUUGAACAACAACAACAGUCGCCAACAACAAAAGGGGAAUAACUGCAAGGAGAAGCAGCCAGCGACCAUCUGUCCCGCGUCCGAAACGACGGCAACACUCUACGGCUUGGCUGGCCCCCGUGGUAGAUUUCGACAUCAUCACGGCCGAGUUCUCAACACCUUGUUGGACUCCUCCGCCGUCUCUCUCUAGACCCCCAACGUAAUUUUCAAUCCAAUCUGCGGUCGAUGGCGAUCGAGUCCACCCUGAUUUUUUUCUUUUUUGGGAGAAUUUAAUUUCUCAUUUUGUUCGCCGUUCCUUUUUUUAUUGUCCGGAUUUUUUUUUCUUUCGUGACUCAACAGCAGAAUGAUCGGCUGUUGGAUGAACAGUUGGCGCAGCUCAGAAAAUGUAGGCAAUCGAAUGACGAGGUAAAUAGGAGACGACCGCUCGAUGUGUAUAGACUAGAGUCAAACAGUUGGGCCAGCAUUUGGACAAUUACGUAAGGAGCAGCCGGUUAUUCUUUUUUUUUUUUUUCCUUUUCUUCCCUGGACGAGAGAGAACGUGAACGAAUUGAUGGAUUUUUCUCGUGUGUGUCUGCAUUUGAAAUUGUUUGAGAAGGUUCUCAGGCUUUUUUUCUUCUUCGGGGGGCCGGCCGGAGAAGCCGAAGAAUGAGUUCCGUCUCUCCUCUAUUAUCCCGCGCCAGUUGCUUCUUCUUCUUCUUAGAGACUGGCCCAUUUGAUCGCGCAUUAUAAAAAGCGGUCGUGUUCAAGCUGACGUGUUACUUCAAAGAGCGUAAUGUGAUGGGCAUCUUCUCCCGAGGCCAAAAAGACUGGCCAACCGGCCUAUACACACAUCCGUUCGCACCUGACGAACUUUUAAGUCCGGCACGUACUCACAGCACGAAUUUUGUUUUUCUUAUUUCUUUUUUUUUCGGGGAAUUUGUUAAUCGUCGUUGCAUGAAGGCAAAAGCAAAUAAACUGUUAUUGUACGGCGUACCGAAUAAACCCAAUAAUCCGCUGACUAUAACUAAUAGAUUAGGAAACAAUCCUCCCCCUUUUAAAAAAACCCAUCGGCCGUUGAUAAUAACAAGUCGAGUUUUGUUAGUUGACACUCGAGAAAGAGAUGUUAAUUUGAAUUUCCUGUACAAACAGACAAGAGCGAAUUCUGAGAGUUAAUUUCCCGAUAAAGAUGACGGCUGUCCAGUGUGGAGAAUGUGAGGGGUUCAUGCUGUUAUGUUUGUGUGGGUAAAGGGAAAUGCCAUAAAGCAUUUCAAAGUGUUCAGAAAAAGAAAAAAAGAAAAACGAUGGGUGGGUGUAUCUCUAAGCCUAUAGAAUGUGCAUUGCUCGUGGGGGGGAGAGAGAGAGCCCAGAAGGAGGGAACAACAACACAUGCAGUCGAGAAGGAGGCGAGGCCAGCAGAUAAAGCCAAACCGAUUGCGGGAAACCUGUUGCCCGUCAGUUGGUACCGAGCCUUCGUUCCGUUCGCAUCGUCCUCCUCCUUAACAGUGUGUCGUCUCCUCUUCUCCGCAUAAAAUUCCGGCCGGAAAAAAAAUUUUGGUUAUUUUUUUCGAACGCACUUUCGACACUUUUGUUUGGGUUUAAAAAAAUGUCUUGCGCCGAGUCAUCCGACGGUGAAAGAACCGUGUCACCGACAGCUGCCGCCACCGUCCGUGAGCGUCGGCGAUUGCGCCUGUUGAAGCGCAGGUGGAAUCAAGGUGCGGCAAUCAGCAACAACAACAACCACUCACUCAACAGUUACAACAACAACAACAGCAACGGCGGGAUGGUGUUGAGCUUCUCGGCCUUCCGGCGGGCGCGCAGGAUGCGCCACCAGAGACGGAUGACCAAGGAAGAAUACCUCAGACUCAAGAACAUGGUGCCGGCCGUCGCCGCCCAAUCACGCGUCUCAAAGGUGCAGGUGAUCGAAGAGGCCAUCAAAUACAUCGAUUCUCUCCAUGUGGCUCUUUUUCAACGACUCAGGGCCCAGGAAUUGGCCACCACCUCCGACGCCGACACCGUAUCCAGUAGGGGUCCAGCACAGGUGACGAGGAACGAAUCGGAUCUUCAACCUGAGCCGAGCCAGCUGUGCCACUGGAUCGGUCACGUUCUGCCGACGCCUCACGCUAUAAAAACGGCCCACCUUCUGGUGAGCGAACGGCAACAGCAGCAGCAGCGGGACGGCAUCAAACAGUGGCCGUCUUUCAUGGAAAAAAUCGACCACAUGAUCAGGAAGAAACAGAGUUGAAAUCGCACUGCCCGCCGAAAGAAAGAAACUUUUCUGACUACAAAUUCAAACUGCUGACUGCAUUUUUACCAUCAUUUAGGCUGAUUUUUAGACGAUGAAACAAAUUGAAAAUAGGGCAACAAAUAAAUAACUAUGUGCACACCGGAAGCUGAUGGCGAAAACAUUGACAGUGGAAUGCUACAGCAGUGGAACGCCAAUCCGAACGGGAUCAUUUUGGUCACGCCUCAUAUUAAUGUGUGUUGUAUAACUAUGGUUUUUCUAAUAACAUUUGUAAUAGCAAUAAAAACAGUGUCAAUUUUCA